This is a messenger RNA of Paraphaeosphaeria sporulosa, 2071 nucleotides long. RefSeq lists its product as uncharacterized. The transcript is spliced from 3 exons. The record is from RefSeq and is a predicted model, not a curated record. Bases 296 to 1936 code for a protein of 546 amino acids. NCBI's taxonomy places the organism in Eukaryota, Fungi, Ascomycota, Dothideomycetes, Pleosporales, Didymosphaeriaceae.
UGCUUCGGCGUCGGAGAGGUCGUCGACGGGGUCUGUGGGCGCCAUGUUGUGAAAGUCGUCAAUGUCGAUGCGUGGGUGAAGUCGCGGCAGGUGGAGCCGCGCCUCGAGGAUCGCCGGCUAGAGAUGCAACAGGCUAGACCGCCGACCGCCAGCCGCCAGCCGCCGCCGGUGACGUCGCGUGAGAUGCGGCUGCACGAGCGGGGCGCGUCAGAGCACAACAACCAAGGAAAGAAACAACAAAAGUGCCAUGCGCACAACCGCCGCCGACUAGCACACGCACAUUCCUACCAUCGCCAUGGCGCCUCUUGAGUCGAGCGCGACCGCCCAGAGCAACAGGCUGCCCUACGCGCUCUUCGCGGGCCAGACCGCGCUUGUUGCUGUCCUCACGGCAAAUGUACUGCACAAGGCCUAUCGCGCCGCGCGCGCACUCCCUCCGGCCACUGCGACGCGUGCCCAGGUCGAAGCGCGACGACGCCAUGCCGUCGUCUUCUCGGUUCUCGCGUUCUUCUCUCUGACAUCAGUCACGACCUUCGCUGUUCUGUGGCGCGCCCUGUCGUAUCUGGACUGGGCUCACCUCGGCGGUCACGAGACGCCAAACACCAUCUGGCACGGCUGGUAUGGGACGGGAGAAGAAGGAGUUGGAAGCUGGAGACUGGGCGACUGGCUGAGCGACACGGACCUGAUUCGCGCAUCGGAUGAAGUUGCGGUCGCGAAGCCCGAGGCUUUUGUGUAUACCACGCAGCACUUCGUCGCACUCAUUGGCAAUGCCAUAUUCAUGGGUAUUGAAGGCCGCAGACGCAACCUUGCAGCCUCCACCAUUGCAUCUUUCGUCAUCUUGAGCGCAACCGGAAGCCUGGGAUAUGCCCUGAAUCUGUUCUUCAUCAUCAUGCUGUACACGCCGCUGGCCAGACACAGCGAGGACCACGCACGCCAUGAUGCCCUGUUUACCCCAAAGCCUUUCGUUUUCUACGUCCCGGUGUGGCUAUCAGUCUUCGCCCUGCACACGUUGCCUGGCCAGUUGAAGGAGAACAAAGACGUCAUCCUUCUGCGCUGGGGCUAUGUCUUCGUUCCCCUGUUUCUUGCGUUUGCGCCGCAGAUUGUCUCCAAACGAUUUGGUGACCACUACGCGUCCAAGGCCGCCGCCCAUCGCUCAUACUCCCGCGUCUUCUACCAGCUGUCCAUCGCAGCCUUCAUCCUGCACUGGAAGGUUUUCGGUUUCGCAGUCCUUGCCAACACGCCCUUGAACGAGACCUCGGUCUACGACAGACUGAAGCACCGACUCGAAGAGGUUACUGGAACAGGCAGCUCGACGCCAAACCGACUGUACGAGGGUCUCAGCACCCUGGCACUGAAGCUUAGGCCCAUCAGCAUCCACCCGGCCGUCAGCGUUACCACCUCAGACGUGUUCUUCGCCUCCGUCAGUCUUUUCGUCUGGGCCUUCAUCCGCGAUCUGGACGUCGGCGCCAUGCUUGACAACAGCGUGCUGUCAUUUCUCACGUCGAACAAGUCAGAGAAGCACGUCGAAUUUGAGGACGAGCCUGACACGCGAGCGCUUCCUGCCGCGGAUUCCGAAGAACCUGAAGAAGUUGUUCCCGCAGUCACGCCCAAGAAGCGGGGUCGCCCAAGGAAGUCCACUCUGACCGACGGCGCCACAUCGUCCUCGAAAGCCUCUUCAGUUGACCCGAACGCACUCAAGCGACCUACGAGGCGGGGGCUCCGAAAGGGCGACUUCUCGGACGCAGACCCGGACGAUGCUUACGAGCCGAGCGCAGCGGCGAAGCGGGACGUGGACCAGAUGGAAACGCAUGGGGAGCACAUCACUGAUGAUCUCGUUGGGCCUGCCGAGUCGACUGCGCUGGCGCUCUUCUUGGGCUUUCUCGGUGGACUGGGGCAGGUCUCCGCAAGCGUGCUCGGAGCUGAAGUCACGGCGGAGUAGCUAUUGCACAUGGAUGGAAUCUGAAAGUAUUGGAGUUGGCGCUGGUAGGAGUUGAGGUGUGCUUGCGCAUGAUACCUGUUGCCUGUUUGGUCUGAUCCAAAGCACUGUUCUAUUGUAAAGUGGAUGAACUCUUCC